AUGCUCACUCGGUACCUCCCCACUCCCGCCGCCGCCGCCGUCGUCGUCGUCAAGAUUCUACAAGCCAUUUGCUUUGAAUCUGCCUUAAUACUAUCAGCCAGUGAUGCGACUAAGAUUAGCCGCAACAUGCACACUUACAAGUCUCUAUUCGCCAUCGUCACUGAGGAUGAAUCUCCCAUACUAGGUUUUAUUGGUCGGGAGACGUCGCUCAGGUACUGA
Molecule: messenger RNA, 219 nt
Organism: Aspergillus novofumigatus IBT 16806
Lineage: Eukaryota; Fungi; Ascomycota; Eurotiomycetes; Eurotiales; Aspergillaceae
Exons: 2
Coding region: 1-219 (72 amino acids)
Source: RefSeq, a predicted model, not a curated record